GCAAAAGGGAAUAAGAAGUUUCAGGUGGUGUCUUGUGUGUAUACGCCGGAGAAAAGUAGUAGCAUGGCUGCCGCUGCUGCCAGUGGUCCGAAAUGGGCUCAAAAGACGAUCACACUCCCUCCUCACAACCGUGGUUGUCAUCUUAUAACUCCCAAGCCUUGCAACAACUUCUGUCACAAUUUGGUCUUCAAGUUCAAUCACAUAAUGGAGCACCAACCACUGCUUACUAUGCCAACCGAGGUAGAGGUCGAGGUGGUAGAGGAAAUCAGAACUAUGGUCGAAGGAGUUCUAAUUCUAACCGUUCACAACUCAACGGAGGUAACCGCAAUCGUUUUGCUUGGGCUUCUAAUCAGAACACUGUGUUUGGUACUUGUAACAGGUGUGGCAUUGGACAUAUUCCAAUUUUGUGUCCAAAUCGUGAUCCAUCCACCUAUAGACGGUCGACACCACCACAAGCAAACUAUGCUGACUGUAGCUCACAAGAAAACUAUGCUGACUAUCGCUCACAAGCAAACUAUGCUGACCAUCGCUCACAAGCUUCAACCUCAUGGCUUACGGAUACGGGGUGCAAUCAUCAUGUUGGGGUUCUGAUCUUUCAAGUUUUGAAUACUCGGAACCAUAUUAUGGCGAUGACCGAUUUCAUGUUGGUAAUGGACAAGUCUACCCAUCAUAUCUUUCUCACUGGUCCAAGUCUUAAUGGGCUCUACUCCAUUAAUUUACCCAGCCUCAAGUCACUUCCCAAAGUUGUCUUCUCUGCUGUUCGUGCGUCUCCUCAACUGUGGCAUCAACGUCUUGGUCAUCCACACUCUGAACUUUUGAAGUCUAUGUUAUCUAGAUAUAGGUUAUCUAUUACAAAUAAAUGUUCUAGUUUAGUAUGUGAUUCAUGUCUCAUUGGAAAAUCUUCAAAAUUGCAUUUGUCUUCUAGUAAUAAUAAAAGUUCUCGUGUUUUAGAUCCUGUAUUUUGUGAUGUUUGGGGACCUCCACCCAUCCCUUCGUCCGAUGGACACCGUUAUUUCUUAUUAUGUGUGGAUCAUUUUUCUAGUUUUAUGUGGAUCUAUCCUUUGAAACAAAAAUCAGAUGUUUUUCUUACUUUUAAACAAUUCUUCUUAAUGGUCGAACGCCAAUUCCAAACCAAACUUAAAUUUGUACAAACCGAUUGGGGUGGCGAAUUUCGCAAUAUCCGUUCCUUCUUUGCGUCUGUCGGUAUUAUUCACCGCCUUUCUUGUCCACAUACUAGUGAACAAAACGGUACCGUCGAGCAACGACACCUUCAUGUUGUUGAAACCGGACUCACUCUUCUUGCUCAAUCUCAUGUCCCUACUAAGUAUUGGCACUUUGCUUACGACACUGCAAUUUAUCUGAUUAACCGUAUGCCAUCCCGUACAAAUCACAUCAUCUCUCCUUUUGAACAACUCUUCCACACCACGCCUCAUUUUUCCUUUCUUCGAGUCUUUGGUUGUCGGUGUUAUCCUCAUCUUCGUCCAUAUCACACACACAAGAUGGAUUUUCGUUCCACCCCAUCCGUCUUUUUAGGCUAUAGUACUUCUCAUCAUGGAUAUAGAUGCCUCGAACUCUCUACGGAUCGCAUAUACAUAUGUCGUCAUGUUCGAUUUGAUGAGUUGUCUUUUCCUUUUACACUGGCUCCUCAUCCACCAACUACAUCGUUAUCUGAACCAUAUGUCUCAUAUCCUAAUCCUGUACUACCAUUUACAACUAUUGAUAUCAAUCCUUCAUGACCACCUAUUCUUCAAACUUACACACGUAAGCCUAAACCUCCUACCUCUAAGUCCGUUGUUGCUUGAGAGUCAUCUCCAACUACAGUCACUGUUCCUAAUCAACAGCAUACAUCUAGACCAUCUUCACCUGUUCUGCCUACUGAGAAUCACUGGUUGGCUGUGAAACGGAUUUUAAGAUAUUUGCAGGGUACCAUGUCUUUGGGACUUCAAAUCCGUUGUGAUUCUGAUAUUCGUCUUCAUGCAUACACUGAUGCUACUUUUCGUUCUCUCACGGCAUUUUCUGACUCAGACUGGGCUGGUUGUCCAGAUGAUUGUCGAUCCACCGGUGGAUAUGCUAUUUAUCUUGGGUCAAAUCUGGUUUCAUGGGCUGCUCGCAAACAGAGGACUGUAUCUCGAUCAUUUACAGAAUCUGAGUACAAAGCCUUAGCUGAUACUCUUGCAGAAGUAACCUGGCUAUUAGGUGAACUCCAUGUCUCUAUAAAGACCGUUCCUACUUUAUGGUGUGACAAUUUGGGAGCUACAUAUUUGUUAGCAAAUCCAGUGUUUCAUGCGAGAACCAAGCAUGUAGAAGUUGAUUUUCACUUUGUUCGUGAAAAGGUGGGACAAGGGAAGCUUGCAGUAAAGUUUAUUUCCACGAAUGUCUUUACAAAGCCAUUACCAUAAUCACGCUUUAUGUUAUUACGGUCCAAACUAAGGCUUGCACCCCGGCCUUAGUUUGCGGGGGAAUAUUAGAAAAUUAGUUUAUGUAUUUAAGUAUUAUUAUUCUUAGAGGUUUAGAGUGUAAAUAUUCACUCUAAUAUAUGUAACCCUUAUUCUCUCAUUAUCAAUAAUAGCAACGAUUAUUCCUAUAAACCUGUUUCUUACCCAUACACCAAAAAUGGUGCAGGAAGAUGAAUAGAUUUAGUUUCUCAUAAGAAGGAAAUGUUAUAGAUGAUACGAUGCCAUCAUGAUUAUUUUAUUCACAUUUAUGUUUUCAUUCUUUCUUUGUGGCUGUAUUCAAAUUGUUUUCAUUCCUUUUAUAUUAAAUUUUUCGGGGCUACAUGGAGUUGCUGCUAAUGAGAUUGGUUUUCAAUCUGAAAAGGUAAUCCAUAUUGCCAUUCUGAUGAGGGUUGUUGCAAAUGAGAUUGGUCAUCAAACUUGAUAGAAUGAAUGGCAAAAUUACACCUUAAAUAUUACUUUUUGUGGCAAAUAGAUCUUUACAAAAAGGAGUGGCAAAUUUACUCUUUACAUGCAGUUUGAGCAGCAAAUUUGCUCUUAUAACAAAACACUUCCCCCUUCGCAUGCUUCGCAGGUUAAGACACUUCCUACCAUAAGCUCCCCUAUACAUAUAUAUAUAUAUAUAUGUAUGUAUGUAUGUAGGGGAAAGAUAAUUUGAG
Molecule: messenger RNA, 3112 nt
Organism: Erigeron canadensis
Lineage: Eukaryota; Viridiplantae; Streptophyta; Magnoliopsida; Asterales; Asteraceae
Product: UPF0047 protein C4A8.02c
Exons: 3
Coding region: 93-1736 (547 amino acids)
Biological process (GO): DNA integration
Molecular function (GO): nucleic acid binding
Source: RefSeq, a predicted model, not a curated record